AUGGACGGCUCCCACAUACCUGGAAAUGGACCGCCUUCGGCGAUGGACCAAGGUCUUCAGGGAGACUGGGCAAAGGAUCUCCGGGAACAAUUUGAGCAGAUGCUCCGGGUGAAACGACUGAAUGAGCUCACGGAACGGGCACGGUCACGAGCUGCCUCACCUUCCCCUCGAGAUUUUGCUUCGCCAUCAUCAGCAUCCCCGAGUAUGAAUUCUCCGUCACCGAUUCCCCAAUCGCCGCCAUCAUAUUCCUCAUCGAUGAGAAGCCUCCCCAAGUUCCCGGCGGCUCCUCAAGAUGCAUCGUCGCUAAAGUUCAGAAACCUCCUCAUCUCGCUCUCAUAUACGCCGAUCAAGUACGAAAACCCGGGCUUACUGGAUGAAGCCUUGUCGGUUAUUCCUCUGGACCGCAUCUACGGCGAAGCUCAGGAAGAGAGCGAGGUGCUCGAGGCGCAAGCCGCGAGUCUGGGAAAUGGGCACAAACCCGAGUGGGGUUAUCAAGAUUGUGUGGUGCGGGCACUAUUAAGAUGGUUUCGUCGUACCUUCUUUUCCUGGGUAAACAAUCCUGCAUGUCCCAUUUGCUUUUCUCCCACCAUUGCCCAAGGCAUGACUACUCCGACUCCCGACGAAGCAGCUCGCGGUGCGGCCCGCGUUGAGCUCUACCGCUGUUCGGCGCAAGGAUGCGGCGCCUACGAGCGUUUCCCCCGUUUUUCAGAUGUAUGGACACUGCUCCAGACAAGAAGAGGACGCUGUGGAGAAUGGGCCAACUGCUUCAGCAUGCUGUGCCGCGCUGUUGGUGGCCGUGUUCGUUGGGUAUGGAACUCUGAGGACCACGUAUGGACCGAAGUCUACUCCGAGCAUCAGCGGCGCUGGAUUCACGUCGACGCCUGCGAAGAAGCUUGGGACAACCCAAGACUCUAUGCUGAAGGAUGGGGCAAGAAGAUAGCUUAUUGUAUCGCCUUCUCCAUUGACGGCGCUACGGACGUUACGAGACGAUAUCUUCGGAACCCUACCAAAAAUGGACACGAACGGACACGGGCUCCUGAGGAAGUUCUCAUCUGGAUAACGAAUGAGAUUCGGCGGAUGAGACGGGAGAAUCUUUCCAAAGAAGAGUGCCGACGGCUUUUCAAGGAAGAUGAGCGCGAGGAGCGGGAACUUCGAGCCUACACGGCUCAGGCUCUCGCCAUGGGCAUCACCAACAUGCUUCCAGGCGCUCCUGUAUCGCGUUCGAACUCGGAUGAUUUGAAAGUUCCUGGCCGACAAACUGGCUCUACUGAGUGGAUACAUGCCCGAGGCGAGGGCGGUCAACAUGCCAACGGCCCGGCCCCUGAUGGCCUCUAA
Messenger RNA from Xylona heveae TC161, 1335 nucleotides. Its product is annotated as peptide-N4-(N-acetyl-beta-glucosaminyl)asparagine amidase. Gene Ontology annotation, biological process: protein deglycosylation; protein quality control for misfolded or incompletely synthesized proteins; glycoprotein catabolic process. The coding region runs from base 1 to 1335 and encodes 444 amino acids. The record is from RefSeq and is a predicted model, not a curated record. NCBI's taxonomy places the organism in Eukaryota, Fungi, Ascomycota, Xylonomycetes, Xylonales, Xylonaceae. The transcript has 4 exons. Gene Ontology annotation, cellular component: cytosol; nucleus. Gene Ontology annotation, molecular function: peptide-N4-(N-acetyl-beta-glucosaminyl)asparagine amidase activity.